AUGACCUCCCAUGACCUGCAGGACUGGUCCCCAAGCCGUAACCGGGACCGGGACCACCGCAACGACCGGGAUGACCAGGACGACCGGGACGAUCGGCGCCGGCCCCGCGACAGCCGUCCGGAGCCCGAAGGGCCCCCAGCACAGCGGCGGCGGACCUCCAGCGCGGAGCGGGCACCAGAGCCGAGCUCGAAGGAAGAGUGGAUUCGGGCGCAGGACCGUCUCUUUGGUCAUCUGAAGCCGUUGCCCAACAACUGGAUUCGGAUCACGUCCAAGAGCAGCGGGAACAUCUACUUCUACAACACCAAGACUGGCGAGUCCACCUUCGAAGAGCCCAGUGGCUCCUAG
This is a messenger RNA of Cladocopium goreaui, 345 nucleotides long. The record is from the annotation of a GenBank genome assembly. Lineage: Eukaryota; Dinophyceae; Suessiales; Symbiodiniaceae.